Hirsutella rhossiliensis is the source of this 1476-nucleotide messenger RNA. RefSeq lists its product as uncharacterized. The coding region runs from base 1 to 1476 and encodes 491 amino acids. The transcript has a single exon. Lineage: Eukaryota; Fungi; Ascomycota; Sordariomycetes; Hypocreales; Ophiocordycipitaceae. The record is from RefSeq and is a predicted model, not a curated record.
AUGAACCAGAACAUCGACGACAGGCCGUUCACCAUCAGGAGGGUGGCCAAGCCCGGCUCCUCCAUCACCACCGCGCCCAUGGUGGUGUCGUGCACCUGGUCCAUGCUGGACACCGACAACAUCUACAGGUACGUGUGCAAGUCCGAGGACCUGAUCUCGAUCACCGGCUGCAUCGACCACAAGACCGAGGGCUGCAAGGGCCACCACAUGAAGGACCAGAACGACACCGCCUGGCUGAUCCCGUUCGGGUUCGCCACCGGGGACGAGCUGAGGUACAGCGACGCCGGGAUGAUCAACACCGCCGUCUGCGCCGGGGACAAGACCGCCGAGGACGUCAUGGAGUACUGCUUCUCCAGAAUCAAGGGCAAGAGGGGGAUCCUGCGCAAGAUGUGCAACUCUACCAGGCCCACCAACACCAUGAGGUGCGUGGAGUCCCCCAUGAAGCCGAACCCGAACGACCCGAUGUCCGACCAGCUGGGCCACAUCGCCAUGCCGAACGAGUUCUUCGACAAGGGCAAGUUUCUGUUCAUGACCAAGGACGGCAGGUUUGAGAUGACCAGGAUGAAGGAGGGGGACCUGGUGGCGUACGGGAGGUGCCCGUCGCAGGGGGUCGACAGCGCCUUGCCGAUGAAGGUCAGGAGGACCCUCGAGGGCGAGUUCUCCACCAGGGUGCCGCUCGACGUCUGCAAGAUGAACAACACCGACUUCGACGGCGACGAGGCCUGGGUGUACAAGAUGGCGUCCGGGGACGCGAUCAAGGAGAUGGAGAUGGCCUGGGACAGGGUCUGGGUCAAGGAGGGCCGCACGAGCAUCUACUCCAACCUGGUCAGGGUCGUCAACGAGGCCGGCGGGGACCCCAGCAUCGACCCGGCGAUGUACACCACCAUGCCCCUCGAGGACAUGAUCAGCCACCCGGGCGGGGAGAUGUACGACCUCCUGAUGUUGAAGCCGCGCAACUGGAACGUGAUGGGCAAGACCACCUUCGAGGACACCUACUGGCACAGCUGGGUGGAGAGGUCCAUGGACGGCAUCGUCAACUCGAUGAUGAGCAAGUACGGGAUCGGGGAGCCGUACGUGCAGAUGCGCGACGCCAUGAUGAUGGGCACCACCGUGAUCAGGGACAAGAAGUUCAUCAGAGUCAGGACCAUGGACCCGCAGCCGGUGCCGGCCGUGUUGGCCACGGAGGGGAUGGGGUUCGGCAGCUGCGCCUCCGCCUUGACGAAGAUGACCGCCAGCUUGUACCAGAGGGAGAUCGACGCCGCCAAGCACGGCAAGGACUCGGGGAAGACCACCGCCGUCGAGACGCUGCUGAAGACCAGCGACCACUGCUUCGGGUUCGUGAACGAGGGCGGGCCGCCGAGGGUGAAGAUGAUGACCAUCACCGACGCCACGAGGACCACCUUGCCGUACACAUUCGAGACACUAGCCGAGGUCAGAGGCAACAGGAAAAUGGGGGAAGAGCGGUUGAGCUCCUGA